UUUGUUUUUCGUUUUGUUUUGUUUUGUUUUAUGGUUUUGGGUUUUUUUGGUAAGAGAGGGUUGGAACAGUAGAAUGGUGUUCCCUAUUUUCUAUAAAAUAGUUCACUAUUUUGCUCUUCCAUUCCACUUUUGAUAGUUAUUUGUGUCAACAAGUUGAAUGUAAGGAGUACCCAGUUUGAUCAUGACAGAAGUACUAACUAGGGAGUUUUGGGAUCAACAACUUGAAUGUAAUGAGUACCCAGUGUGAUCAUGACAAAAGUACUCCUAGGGAGUUUUGGGAUAAGUGGCUAUUACUCUUGCUAUCUGAGAUGCUAUUCAAACUCAAGAUGAGAAAUCAGAUUCUGGAAACAGCAAAAAGAUUACCAUUUAUGAUUAUGGUGAACCAGAUGCUGAUCUUAUGGAAUAAAUCUGAGUCAUCAGAUUUUGAACUUUAAAUGCAAGCAUUCCAUGAAUGAUGGCUCCAGAGGACAUCUGGCAUCCAUGUUCUCCUUCUACUUGCUUUGCUUAUAUUAAGAAGCAACUCAGCUUUCCACGCUACCCAGGGAAGGGUCCAUAGGGUGUUGUUUUGCAUUCCCAACGUAACUUAAAGGGAAACUUUAACAACGUCCGGAGCCCUUGAUGUUCUGCAAAAGAAAGAGCAGGAUGUCCUCAAAUUCCUUGCAGCAGGAACCCACUUAGAUGGCACCUGCCAUGACUUCCAAAUGGAACAGUACAUAUACAAAAGGAAGAGUGAUGGUAUCUACAUCAUAAAUCUGAAGAGAACCUGGGAGAAGCUUCUGUUGGCAGCUCGUGCCAUUGUUGCCAUUGAAAACCCAGCUGAUGUCAGUGUUAUGUCAUCCAGGAAUACUGACCAGCGAGCUGUGCUGAAAUUUGCUGCUGCUACUGGAGCCACUCCUGUUGCUGGCCACUUCACUCCUGGAACCUUCACUAACCAGAUCCAGGCAGCUUCCCGAGAGCCAAGGCUUCUGGUGGUUACUGAUCCCAGGGCUGCCCACCAGCCUCUCACAGAGGCAUCUUACGUUAACCUGCCUCCCGUUGCUCUGUGUAACACAGACUCUCCUCUGCGCUACGUGGACAUUGCCAUCCCUUGCAACAACAAGGGAGCUCACUCAGUGGGUCUCACGUGGUGGACGCUGGCCCGGGAAGUCCUGCACAUGUGUGGCACCAUUUCCCGUGAGCACCCAUGGGAAGUCUUGCCUGAUCUCUACUUCUACAGAGAUCCUGAAGAGAUUGAAAAGGAAGAACAGGCCGCUGCUGAAAAGGCUGUGACUAAGGAGGAAUUUCAGGGUGAAUGGAUGGCUCCAGCUCCUGAGUUCACUGCUACUCAGCCUGAAGUUGCAGACUGGUCUGAAGGCGUGCAGGUGUCCCCUGUGCCUAUUCAGCAGUUCCCUCCUGAAGACUGGAGCGCUCAGCCAGCCACUGAAGAUUGGUCUGCAGCUCCCACGGCUCCAGCCACUGAAUGGGGAGGAACAACCACGAAGUGGUCUUAAGCUGCUCUUCCACAGAAGCAACAAAAUGGAAAGAAGGUUGAUGGAAAAUAAACAGUUUCUAAAAAAAAUUUAAAAAUAAAAAUAAGCAACUCAGUGGGUGUGAUAAUGUUGAAUCUUAACAAAUAUAAUUUCUACAUCCAGUGCUAAGUUCAAUUUAUGGUAAAAAAAAAGUCCAAAUAAUAUUUUAAAGAAUACAAACCUACAUAUG
Canis lupus familiaris (dog) is the source of this 1698-nucleotide messenger RNA. Its product is annotated as 40S ribosomal protein SA-like. Lineage: Eukaryota; Metazoa; Chordata; Mammalia; Carnivora; Canidae. Gene Ontology annotation, biological process: cytoplasmic translation; ribosomal small subunit assembly. The record is from RefSeq and is a predicted model, not a curated record. Gene Ontology annotation, cellular component: ribosome; cytosolic small ribosomal subunit; 90S preribosome. Gene Ontology annotation, molecular function: structural constituent of ribosome.